UUGGCGUGGCGUGAUGCAUUCCUCGUUUGAUAUUGUUGGCUGAUAAAGAUUUGGGGCGUUCAUCUAUGAAUGCAGUAAGAACUUGAGUUUAAAAUUAUAGACUCUGCUUGGAUUUCUGGCUGGAAGAACAGACGAUGAAUUGGACUAGAAAGCAACUCCUUGUGUUGUUCUGAAACCAUCUAAUUGUUUUCUGCCUUGUCUUGUCUUGAGGCUCUCUCAAUGACAAUGAUUCAACUCUCGCAGUUUCCGGUAGUUGGAACGAUUCUCCUGAAGAACAAAGAGACUGAUGCUUAUACGAAAUGCCGUGGAAAUGUAAUACACAAUUUACAUAUGAGGCUAUGAUAGAAGACUUUAGUUUCUUUUAAUUAAAAAAAAUAUAUAAGAAUGGCAUUGAAGAAGAUGUGGUGACGACACUAGCUUUAUAAUUAAUUGGUCAUUGUGACAAUCCUAAGUGUUGACCAUGGCAACAGUUUUAAGUAACUGCCUUGUAUUUUCUACCAAUGUUCCAUAGAGACAUAAAGAGGGAGGCUUGUUGUAAUGCGUAUAAAUUGACUGUUGCUUCCCUUCAGCUUCCUUGUACACUUGUUCUGUUCGGAGAAAAGCUUCUUCAGGACCCUCUUCAAUUGCUAUACAGACAUGACUGGACCCAUAUAUCAAUGACUUUUCAAACACAUCUUGAUUCUUACAAAAUGAUGAACCGGCAAACGUGAAGGGCAUUGAAAAUGAAACUUUUUAUUUUUAUUUUUAUUUAAUUAGUGUUCUUUUCCCCCUCUUUUUACUUCAUAUAAACUAUAUGAAUGACAUGUUUGGAUUUUUGUUCUUUCAACUGAUACCAGGUAACAGAGAUGAGAGUUCACAUGGACUGUACGGGAUGUGAAAAACAAGUAAGAAAAGCUCUGGAAAGUCUACCAGGUGUGGAUGAUGUGGUAAUAGAUUUAAGCAUGCAGAAGGUGACUGUGAUGGGGUGGGCAAAGCAAAAGAAGAUUCUGAAAGCAGCGCGGCGGAAUGGGCGGACGGCAGAGCUGUGGCCAUACCCUUACAACCCCCAGUACCAUGGUUUCAUCUACCACUACCAGCAUUACCUCAACUCUCCUCAGCAUCACCACCAGCCUCAGCCUCAGCCUCAGCCUCAAACUAAGCCAAUCAUCACCUACAAUUCACUGUCUUCUUCUUCCUUUCACAAGCACAAUAUGAGUCCCAUCCAUGAGUAUAAUAGCUACAACUACAGCGGCAGCGAUGCUGACGACUACUGCUAUCAUCAAGAGCCACCCUUUUCAACGAUUGAUGAAGAAGCUGGUGCCAUGUUCAGUGAUGAGAAUCCGCAUUCUUGUGCUAUUAUGUAAUGCAAGUUUGUGUAUGUUUUGAAUAAUGUACUUAAUUUUUUUUUUAAUUAAUUACUUUGAAAGUUAUUUUAUUUAUAAUUUAGCUUCUUUUGUACUCGCUGUGAUAUAUAUAUGUACAAAUAUGUGUAAGUGAGCCAGAAAUGCGUAUUUUAAUAUUCUCCAAA
Cucurbita maxima (winter squash) is the source of this 1507-nucleotide messenger RNA. Its product is annotated as heavy metal-associated isoprenylated plant protein 28-like. The transcript is spliced from 5 exons. Gene Ontology annotation, molecular function: metal ion binding. Lineage: Eukaryota; Viridiplantae; Streptophyta; Magnoliopsida; Cucurbitales; Cucurbitaceae. The record is from RefSeq and is a predicted model, not a curated record. The coding region runs from base 846 to 1343 and encodes 165 amino acids.